Tetrahymena thermophila SB210 is the source of this 2391-nucleotide messenger RNA. Its product is annotated as transmembrane protein, putative. NCBI's taxonomy places the organism in Eukaryota, Ciliophora, Oligohymenophorea, Hymenostomatida, Tetrahymenidae. The record is from RefSeq and is a predicted model, not a curated record. The transcript has 2 exons.
AUGGGAGAUAACAAAAAUACAAACGAUCAGGAAGAUAUUUCCGCAAAUGCUGAUUUUUCUACGUAAUCUAAUGAAUCUCAUCAUCUUUCACUAGCGCUAAAUUCGACUUAAGUAGAACCAGAGUUUAUCCUCAAUAUUAUUGAAGGUCUGAAAUCUUAAAAAAGAUUCAAGGAUGUGUCUUACGUUAAAGUAAAAUAGGAUUCUGUAUCUCUUAAAGCCUUUGAUAUUUCAUUUAACUCAACUGUAUUUAUUAAAGUAAAAAAAUACUAAAAUAGCCAUUUUACUUAUGAGAAAUUGGAGUUUCUUAAACAAUUUUCUCAUAAAAAUCCAUAAUUCAUUGUUUAGAUUAUUGAUUUUUGGCGUUUAGAAUAGGAUCAAUACGGGCUUUUAUUUUAAGAAAUCGAAUAUUUGCCAUAAAAUAUAAUAGAAUUUCUGAAUGAGGGAAUAUCUUUAAAUUAAAAUAUUUUAGAAUAAUAAAAAGCAGAAAUAAUUAUCUAAAUAAUUCAAACUAUUCAAUUAUCAGAAAAGAUAUCUAAUGGAGUGAAUUUAAAAUUAAACUUACAAUACUAUUUGAUAAAUGAUUACAAGCCUAAGCUAUUACUUAAAGUUAUAGAAAGUGAAAAAAUUAUAGAUGAUGAAAAAAUUGAAUAAAAUUUAAAUGAUAACUUAAAGAAUAGACUGGUAGCUAUGAUAGAAUGUUAAUAUCAAAGAUUAAAUAAUACUUAGGUUGUUGGAAUAUUUAUUCUUCUUAUAUCAAAUUGGCAAAAUUUCUGUAAUCAAUAUAUUAAUAAUAUAGACGAGCUUACACUCACUGAUUAUAUAUUAAAAGGGGAAAUUGAAAAUUUAGUGAGUGUUGAUAAAUCUACUAUUUACUAUUAAUUAUAUUAAAAAAUCAUGAAUUAAAGUAGUUUAAAUACUAAAAGCCAUAUUGAUUUACAGGCGCUAAUAAAUUUACUUUAAAAAAAUAAUACUUAUGAGUAGACUUAGUUUGAUAACACUGUAUCUAAAAAAGAAUAAAAAAAGAAAGAUAUUUAUGAUGAUAGUGAAGACGAUAAUGGUGAUGAUAUAGAGUAAAGUGAAAUAAAUACUUACAACAAUAAUCAUAAAAAUCAAAACAAAAAUAUAAAAUUAUAAAUUCUCAACCCAAAUGUUAUCAUUAAUAAGUAUAUUAGCUCAAUUUCUAAUUGUUAAUUACCUCUGAAAUAACAGAAUUUAGACAAUAAUUAAAGUAAUUAACCUGAAAAAAAUUAGAGUCUUGUAAAAAAUGAUAAAGCUGAAAAUGAUUUAAAUAAUAGUGAAAAAGCAAAAGAAGCAGAUGUCAAAUAAAUCAACUAAGAAGAAAAAGUGAUUGAAAUGGAAGAUCUUAAUUAAAAUAAAAUUGUAUAAAAUCUUUAAACAUCUUAUAAAUUUGUGAGUUAAAAUAACUCAAAAGUCAUUCAAUUAAAUAAUAAUCAGAGCUAAGUAGAAAAGGUUAUUGUUUUAGAAGAUUUUGAAAAAACUCCAGCUCAGUCUAAUCUUUUUGUUUCUCAAAAGAUUGAUUUGAAAAAUACAUCUAAUGUAGUUUAUUUAAGCAAUUAAAAGGAAAACUAACAAGAUAAACCCUUAGUAGUAGAUCUUCAAGAAACACCUUAAAAUACAAAAAGAGUUUCGGAAUCAAAUUAAAAUCAAUCUAAAAUUAUAGAAUUUAGCAAUAAAAAAGAAAAUGAAGAAAAUAAGAUAGAUAUAUCUUAUAAUCAUAAUAAUGAUAUUGUUCUUGAAAUGAAAGAAGUAGAUGGUUAUGGAAUUAAUAAUGCAAGCUAAUAAAAAAAUAUCAAUAAUUCAGAUGAAGCUUAAAACCCUUUAAAUAGUUAUUAGAGAUACCUAUUUGAACUUGGGGUAGAGUGCGAGGAUAUAUCAGAAAUAUUUAUUAUGGAGUACAAUGAGCAGAAUGGGUGUUGUCCUUCUUAACUUAAUUGUGUUUAAGCUAUAUCUUAUAUUAAAUUGAAACUCUUUUGUAUUAAUAACCCUCUCCUAGGAAAGAAGCUUUUGGAUCAUAUUUUUCUAUGGUUUGUUAAAGUUGUGAAUCUGAUUAUCAUGCUUUUACUAGUAACUCUUUAUUUGUGUAUUUUACUUGUGAUUUUGAUUUUAGUUCAUGCAAUAUAUUAUGCUACACUGAUUUCUUUAGGUGUGUUGCUAAUACCAUUUGGACUUACUAGAUACUUUAUCAGAAUUUAUUAUUAAUUGACUGAUUUUAAGUCAAGUAUAAUAUACUAAAGAUAAAAUUCAUAUACUUGGUUUGAAUAUGACUCUAACUAUUCCACAGCUAGAGAGUUUAAAAAUUUCUGCCAUAAAAUGAUGCAUAGGAGAUAUUAAUAUUUAUAAUCACCCUCUAAAAACAUGGCAAGCUUUUGA